AUGAUUGAGUGUGUUGCUUCUUACGACUUGUGGAUUUGGCAUUCGUUUUUUGGUCCCGCUGGAUCAAACAACGAUGUUAACGCUUUGAAUCAGUUGCCAUUGUUUAAUUCCUAUCGUAAUGGAACCGCACCAGACAGUUCAUUUACCGUAAAUGAACAAAAUUACAAGCGUGGAUAUUACCUUACCGAUGGAAUAUAUCCUAGGUGGUCUACGUUUUUUAAGGCAUAUCCCCAUCCAGUCGAAGAGGAUGAGAAGAAGUUCAAAAGACUCCAAGAGGCGGCAAGAAAGAAUGUUGAACGGGCUUUUGGUGUUCUCAAAGGGAAAUGGAAGAUUUUGGAGCGUCCCCUCCGGUUCACGACAAAGGAGAAGAUUGGGAAGAUCGUCACUACAUGUAGUAUAUUGCACAACAUGAUAAUAAAAGACGACGGGAGGGCAAUAUCACCGGUUCGUAUUACGGAUCCACCCGCCCCUAUUGUUUAUGACCAGAACGUGCUGAGGGAGUUACAUGACGAAGAAGUCCAUCAUCGCCUCCGGUGUGAUCUGACAACGCACGUAUCGGGUUUGGAUUUAGCAUACCUUGACAACCCACAUGCGCAGCCACCACCAAUUGAGGCAUUGAUUUAG
Messenger RNA from Erigeron canadensis, 624 nucleotides. RefSeq lists its product as uncharacterized. The transcript has a single exon. Bases 1 to 624 code for a protein of 207 amino acids. The record is from RefSeq and is a predicted model, not a curated record. Lineage: Eukaryota; Viridiplantae; Streptophyta; Magnoliopsida; Asterales; Asteraceae.